Messenger RNA from Oikopleura dioica, 297 nucleotides. NCBI's taxonomy places the organism in Eukaryota, Metazoa, Chordata, Appendicularia, Copelata, Oikopleuridae. The record is from the annotation of a GenBank genome assembly.
AUGCAAAAUUUUCUGAAAGUGAUCAUGACGAAGAUGGAUAUGAUGAAAAUAGAUGUGUCUGCAAAGAUGGAUUUAUCCAAGAAAAUGACGAUGUCGCGAUUCUUGAUCGCUACAAGAGAGAUCUUGUUUGCGUUGAAGAACCUUGUCCGACUGAAAACGAAUGUAACCCGACUCAAACUUGUGAAAUGCGCGAAGGAUCUCCAUUUUGCCUUUGUAAAGAACAUUUCGUUCGUCCUAAUUUACAGGCUGAAGAAGGUUCGCCUGAACAAUGCAGAUGUCCACUUGGUUUUCAUAUGA